Molecule: messenger RNA, 822 nt
Organism: Malassezia restricta
Lineage: Eukaryota; Fungi; Basidiomycota; Malasseziomycetes; Malasseziales; Malasseziaceae
Product: pre-mRNA-splicing factor 38A
Exons: 1
Coding region: 1-822 (273 amino acids)
Cellular component (GO): precatalytic spliceosome
Source: RefSeq, a predicted model, not a curated record
AUGUCGAAUACGACAGCGUUUGGUGCCCAAUCGAUUCAUGGCACGAAUCCCCAGUUCCUGGUCGAGCGCGUGAUUCGCGCACGUAUAUACGACUCGACGUAUUGGAAGCAUGACUGCUUUGCCCUGACGGCUGCGACGCUGGUGGACAAGGCUGUUGAGCUGUCGUAUGUCGGUGGGACAUUCGGUAUGCAGCGGCCGAGUCCAUUUUUGUGCCUCGUACUCAAACUAUUGCAGAUUCAGCCUGAGCGUGAAAUCAUUCUCGAGUACCUGGCGGCGGAGGACUUCAAGUACUUGCGUGCCGUCGCGGCCAUGUAUGUGCGCCUGACAUUCCCAGCGAUCGACGUGUACGAAAUCCUCGAGCCGAUGUUGAAUGACUAUCGCAAAUUGCGGUGGCGCGAUAUGGCUGGCAACUUUUCUCUUUCACACAUGGACGAGUUUGUGGAUCUUCUGUUAACGGAAGAGCGUGUAUGUGACCUCAUUCUGCCACGCCUGACCAAGCGCUCUGUGCUCGAGGCCAAAGAAGGUCUGCGCCCGCGCACAUCGCGUCUUGAAGAUGCGAUGCUCCGUGGUGAUGCAGAUGGUUUGGAGGAAGGCAGCGGGAGUGAUAGCGACGACUCGCUCGCGGCACUGCGCGCGGAGCACCGCACGCGUAUGCACCAGGCCGAUACCCUGCGUUCUCAGAGUCGCCCGCACGAAACACCACAAGACGGUGCGUACGAAUCGCAACAAUCGGAGUCGGAAGAAGAACGCCUUCAUGAGCGACUCGCUCGUACGCCGAGCCCGGCUUUCCGGUCACGAUCACCCAGCAGGUCGCCUGAUUAA